This is a messenger RNA of Schistosoma curassoni, 1849 nucleotides long. The record is from the annotation of a GenBank genome assembly. NCBI's taxonomy places the organism in Eukaryota, Metazoa, Platyhelminthes, Trematoda, Strigeidida, Schistosomatidae.
GCGCUCAUAUUAACUGAUGGCCUUGAACGAAAUGCUCAUAGUUCGUUGUGUAUCUUGAAUAUGCUGGUUGAUGAGUCACAAGAAAUACUAAAUGAGCUUGUCGCAGAUUUCGGAUGGACUCAUGAGUUUCUUUCGCAUCCAGUCGAAUAUGGGAGAUGCUCCUACUCACGGAAUCAUUGGGUUCCUGUAAAGUCUCUCACAACACACAAUAAUUAUUGCUCAUUACGUCAACAAGGUUUCGUUAAGGAAGAGAUAGAUGUCAUGAUACCCAAUUCUAGUAUAUGUACGGCUGAAUGUUCUCAACCUACAUCUGAUUGGACAAAUGAUCCAUCUUGGAUUAUGAAUAUGCAGGCAUUUUCCACAGAUAAAUCUCAUCGGUCAUCUAAUAAUUCAUCACAAGAUGUAUCUAAAUUAGAAGUUUUAUCUAUGAUGAGAGAUGCAAAACGACGUCGUCAGAGCUAUAGAGGAAUACAUACUGCAAGAAAAUCUUAUACUGAAGUAUUACGUGAAAUUAUAGCACAACAAACUGAAAUGUUGACAGCUAGUCAAGAAUUGUCGGAACAACAGUCUCAAGAUAGAAGAUCUAAUAGUGUAGAAUCACUUUCAAAUCAAACUGAAAAUGUUCAUAAAAGAAGUCACUAUUCACACAAAUAUAAAACAUCGGAUACUUCACGAAUACAACACUAUUCUCCUUUUAAUUCUCCAUCAUCAUCAUCAGCAACAACUCGACGAUAUAAAGAAACUUAUAGAAAUACAUCCAAAUCAACUUUAAAACAUACACAUCAUCAAUCAUCCAAAUGGAAUGAUAGAAGACAAUCAUCAUCAGCAUUAUCACCAUCAUCAUCAGCAAUAUCACCAUCAUCAUCGCCAUCAUUAUCAUCAUCAUCUAAACAUAGGACUUCUAGUUCAGAGAUGAACAAAAGUUUUCAUCAUGAUAAUGAUGUUGUUUCUCCGGUGCAUAAAAAGUUAAAAAAACACAAAAAACAUUCUAAACAUAAACAUAAACAUAAAAGUAAGAAGUAAACAUUCCAGUCCUGGUUUUCAUUAUUCUAACAGAAAGAAAUUCGUUUUUGUAUUGGUUGUUUGUAUCCUUCCAUUAAUGUUUAGAAUUGCAAUGGAUCAAUCUCUUAUUGGCAUAUGUGUAUCCUGUGUGGAUUGUCUCAAUAUUGCCAGUAAGUCAUAAGAAUUUUAAAGAGAAAUAGAUGGUGGCUAGCAGUAGAAUCCAGGAUGCUUAUCUUUCGUCGUAUUUGGAACUUGUCAAAUGAAUAUCCCUGCAUUCCAAAGUUUAUAUUCACUCCUGAACUCAAAUCCAGUACCUUUCGCUUCGAAAUCCAUAUAAGUAAUUGAAGUUUAGGACUGCGAUUGAUCAGUUUCUUUUGACAUAUAUAUGCAUCCUGAGCGGAUUACCUCGAUAUUGCCUUAAGUCUCAGAGUGAAUAUCCAUUCUAAGAUUCAGGUGCAUCCAGAUGACGAGUUCCAAAUAGGCCGAAACGCGUGUCCUAGAUUCUUCUAUUAGCUACCAUCUAACUGUGCUUCAAAUUGAAUCCUAAUUUAUACUGGAGAAUAUGAUCUGAUUUUUUUUAACCACCUAUGACAAUAUCAUCAUGUUCAUUGUAUAUUCAUAUUCUAUUAAAUAAACCUAUUAUUUUCUUAUAUAAAAGAUUCUAUUCAUCUGUCAAGUGAUCUUGUCUUCGACUUCCACUUAUUCUAUUGUAUGACUAUACAUUAAAAAUACAGUCUCGUGAAUAUCCAUCAUUUAGUCAUUGUGUGGUCUUUCAUCAAUUACUGUUCGAUUCAUUAAUCUUAACAAUUAGGAUUUCAUCAUAUCAUUACCAUUAAAAACUUCUCUU